This is a messenger RNA of Mycena indigotica, 3627 nucleotides long. RefSeq lists its product as uncharacterized. Bases 1 to 3627 code for a protein of 1208 amino acids. NCBI's taxonomy places the organism in Eukaryota, Fungi, Basidiomycota, Agaricomycetes, Agaricales, Mycenaceae. The record is from RefSeq and is a predicted model, not a curated record. The transcript has 15 exons.
AUGCUCCUCCAUAACGCUUUCUGGUUGUUAGUUCUGGGCACGACAGCUAUAGCCUCGCAAGUCUUUGGCCGCCAGUCAAUCUCUCGGGACGAUAUCGACCCAAGCCAAAUACCCUCCCAAUGCGUGGACACAUGCCAACGUAUCAUCGAAACUUUCAAUACUUGCAUGACCAUCCAAUGCAUCUGUGCUCCAGCUGACCAAGCCGCGAUCCUCACCUGCGUCGACUGUCUUGCAUCAUUCAAGGGACCUAACACGCUCAGCGGGCAAGAUCUUCUCAGUCAAUACGACUCGCGGUGUGCAUCCCUCGCAAUCCACAACCUCGAUAUUGAGCUUCCCGUCCAGCCCUUCCCAUCCCGCGUCGUCAGCCAAUCCUUCGAGCUCAAACCCAUCUACGAAUUCGAACGGCAGCCCUUCUCCGACGUUGAGUACAUCUCCGAGCCCGACUCAAAGUGGCUCGGCCUACAACAGCACAAUCUCGAAGCACUUAUCCGGGAGGCCUCCAAUUGCGACGAUGUCCUCAUCACAAGCAAGCAGUACUCCAUGAGCGAAGCUCCUAAUCCCUGCAUUCAAAUUGAAGGCAUUGGACCUGUCGGGCUUCCUCUGAGCGCGCGUGAAGCACGCUUUCUUGUCGAGACGGCUCCGCAAGAAAUCCGGGCCCAGCGUCUCCGGAUAGAUAAUCCUGACUGGGAACCUUGGCUGAAUGCGGCUGCUACAUCUGCACUCCAGGCCUUGUCGUGGACUGGAGCUGCAUUGGAUCUAAAGGCAUUAGUUGUCCGGUCCUCAGAAAGUGCUUAUGCCCUGACUGAAGAAUGCACCGGACAGCUUUUCAUUGUGCUGCCCAGUCGAUUUGACGGGGGAGACCACGAGAUCCAUUGGUCCAACCACACGAAAGCCAUCAACGUUGCCGCUGGUAGCAGCCGCUCCACCACCGUUGUAGCUGUGGUAUCUGGUGUUGGGCAUUCGAUCCGUCCCACCAAUUCCGGCUACUCCCUCACUCUGGUCUACAACAUCAUUCCGAAAAAUACAACUCAUCUUUCAAGACGAUCGUGGCCUGAUAUGCCCCAGUCUAUCCAACGGCUUCGAACGAUCUUGCAAUCGUGGACGACGGACAAGGACAACCAGGGCGAUUUUCUCGCUCAUGUCCUUCGCCACAAAUAUGAGCGAGGUGUGAGGUUCAAUUCCUCGUCGCUUUCCGGCGUGGACGAUCUCCUGCUCACCUGCUUGGCCCCGCUUGCCGCAGAGCUUGGAAUCAGCCUCUAUCUCGCACAUCUCCAGACUGAGCAGUUUUACCCUACCGAAGCUCGCAACGAUGACUGGGAUGAGAAAGAACCUGACGAUGAAGAUUACGAGGAUUACGGCGAUGAGGAGAUCAUCACUCUUGUCAAAGAGGUGGUUGAUUUGCACGGACUACCAGUCCGCCUCCCGCAGUUCAAAACCAGAUGGGGGAAAGACUGGGACGAGGCCUUUCUUUGCAGCUCGUUCAUCGAGGACUUGACAGAGCUCAACAAACCGGACGAGGAUAAAAUCGAACGAACUGACGGAAACUUUGGUUUGCAUAUCAAGACCUGGAAACAUUGUGCUAUAAUUCUUUCGACACAUGGACCAGUCAAGGGUGACACGGGCAUCGGAGAGGUAUAUGACUACGCGUUUCAUCAACUUGGCGAUUCUCUAUCUCAAAAGCCGACCUCGCAUGAAAAGCGAAUCGUAGACCAGCUCAUUGCCCGCUGUCGAUUAUCAAAAGAACGGUUGGAGGAGACGAACUAUGAUGAUCCUGAAGAACUUGAAGCCAUUCGUGCGAAGGAGUCUAUCCAUAUUCGCACAUCGUUGAUCGUGUUGCGGGAUUGUGCCGAACGAUGGAACCAACCGGGUCUAUUCUUACAGGCGCUUGAAGCAUGCGAGGUGGACAAGAAUGUCGACAUUAUUGGGGCCGCUGCGUUCGUGUCUGCUUACAAGACUUUUGGAUGGCAGUAUUUGGUGGACUUUUGUAGUCGAAUCGUGAAGAACGAUGGCUCAAUAUCUAGAAGGAAUGCAUUCCUGGCCCAACUCGCACGUCUUGGCGCCGAAGAGGCCGACGCAGAACUGACUGAAUGGGUUCAGACCCAUGAGGAGCUAGUGCUCAAUACACUGGGAGAAGUUCUUAGUGACGAUAUUCCGCGUCUAGUCGAGAUUACCGUAUCCCGGGGGAGGAAAUUCUUCACUGACACUCUGCUUCCUCAACUACGGUCAAAAAGGCUCGAUACAUCUUUCUGGAUCGCAUUCAUUACCCAACUCAGUCUCGCUGCGUCCAAAAACAAUCAAAUUCAACACUGUCUGGGCCAAUGCGUUGAUCAACUCGUUGAAGGACUACCAGCGUUCCCUGUACAUGAUAUCAAAUCGCCUUAUUCGAGAGACCCAGCGGAAAAGGAUGUCGCCAAAGUUCUUCAAGUUAUCGAAGUCUGCUUUUCUGUUGGGGCUGCCAACGCCUGUUCGCGAAUAUUCCUUGACAUGCGCAAUGCCACUCGCGACGGCCAAUUCAAACGUGAAGCGCCACCUUGGCUCUAUUAUACUGAGCUCGUAACUCCAGUCUUAGCCCUGAUGCAAAACGACGAUGAAAAAUUAGAAAUAUUCAGGCCCUUCUUCGAAGAUGUGGUCCGUGUCUUAUUGAACGGAGCAACAGAUACGCCCAAUGGCUCAAUCACUGCAAGCGUUCUAAAUGACGCCCAACAAGUAUUAAUUAUCGAAUCCGUCAAAAAAGCAGGAGGAUUGGAGUUGCUUCAAAGUUUCACCGUGGAGAAUUUCAAGGGUCGGAGUCUUGACAUAGUGAUUCGUUUCAUUCGGCGAAUCGGAAUUGAAUUUCCGCGCACAACUCUGGACUCCGAGAUGUAUGACAAGACCAUGGGUGUCUUGGUCGGAAUCGCCACCGCCUUAUUCCAAUAUCCGAGCAAAAUACCACCAAUGAUCGACCUCCUGCGAUUGUGCUUUGACGUUGGGGUCCAAUCUCAUUGUGGACCCAUCCUCGUCCGCUUUACCCAGCUCCCCACUGGCGCUGACAUCAAAAGUCAUGUCUCGAGCAUCUUGGGCCCGUUGCUUCUUCAACUUUCCCGGUUCUUGGAGACGCUCAACAUCAAGUUGACAUCGAAGCCGUACAAUAAAUUCUCGGCUGCCGUCGUGAAAAGCUUCACAGACCAAGUCCUCGGCGACAAGCCCACUGCUGCAGUCCCGAGCGUGGGCCAGAUCGAAGCAAUCGGGUGUACUUGUAGUGACUGCGAAGAGUUGAGGACAUUCCUCUUACAUGACGUCAGCAACAGCCAUGCGUUUUCGCGUAAUGCUCCAGUUAGGUCACAUCUGGAGGAGGAGCUGGACUCGGCACGAAGGUGGGGCAUAACUUGGGAGACAAUCAAGUUGCGUACGCCGUAUACCUUGAAGAUAACAAAGCCUCCCAAUAUGGUCGCUCACGCCCAGUGGGGCGCAAACAGUUUUCGAGCGAAAGAACUGUUGCUUAGUCUAGGGGACUCCGUCGCACAAGCGGAGAUUCUGGGGGCCGACUAUUUCUCAGUCUAUACCAGCAUAUAUGGCGCAGAGCCGCAAAACCGGCUCAAACGCUCCCCGGACUCUCUGGAUGAUAGUAGAAAAGUGAAGAGACGUUAG